This is a messenger RNA of Cavia porcellus (domestic guinea pig), 2531 nucleotides long. RefSeq names its product zinc finger protein 345-like. Gene Ontology annotation, molecular function: RNA polymerase II transcription regulatory region sequence-specific DNA binding; DNA-binding transcription factor activity, RNA polymerase II-specific. The transcript has 3 exons. Gene Ontology annotation, cellular component: nucleus. Gene Ontology annotation, biological process: regulation of transcription by RNA polymerase II. The record is from RefSeq and is a predicted model, not a curated record. The coding region runs from base 1 to 1929 and encodes 642 amino acids. NCBI's taxonomy places the organism in Eukaryota, Metazoa, Chordata, Mammalia, Rodentia, Caviidae.
AUGACUCUGAUAGGAGGACUCUGGGAUAUCCAGGAAGCUGAAAAAGAAGGCAAAAUUUACUGGAGCUACUUAAGAAAUGACAAGCUAGGGAAAUCCUAUGGACAUACAUCUGGAGAUGUAUGGAAUCAGUGUAAAGAAGUCUUCCUUGGUACUGAAGAAGGUAAUGUGAAUGCGAAAGAAACAGAAACACAUGACAAUGUUCAGAUCCAUGAAAAAUAUUGCAGUGGAGGGAAACCCUAUGUAUGCAAGCAAUGCGGGAAAGGUUUAACCACACUUGGAAUUUGUAAGAAACAUGAAAGAAUUCACAGAGGAGAAAGACCCUACAUAUGUAAUCAAUGUGGGAAAGCUUUUACAACACGUACAUAUUGUCAAGUACAUGAAAGACUUCACUCUGGAGAAAAACGUUAUGAAUGUGAGCACUGUGAGAAAGCUUUCAGCACACACACUUAUUGUGUAAUCCAUGAAAAACUUCACACUGGGCAGAAAUCGCAUAUAUGUAAGAAAUGUAGGAAAGCUUUUAGCAGUAAAAUUCAUUUUCAAAUACAUGAAAAUGUUCACAAUGCAGAGAAACCCUAUGUGUGUAAGCAAUGUGGAAAAGGUUUCACCCAACUUGGACGUUGUAAGGAACAUGAAAGAAUUCACAUGGGAGAGAAACCAUAUGUAUGUAAGCAAUGUGGGAAACCUUUUACCACACAUGGAUAUUGUAAGAAACAUGAAAGAAUUCACACUGGAGAGAAACCAUAUGUUUGUAAGCAAUGUGGGAAAGCUUUUAACACAUGGGGAGACUGUAAGAGACAUGAAAGAAUUCACACUGGAGUGAAACCAUAUGUAUGUAAGCAAUGUGGGAAAGCUUUUAACAGACGGGGAGUUUGUAAGAGACAUGAAAGAAUUCACACUGGAAAGAAACCAUAUGUUUGUAAGCAAUGUGGGAAAGCUUUUAACACAUGGGGAGACUGUAAGAAACAUGAAAGAAUUCACAGUGGAGAGAAACCAUAUGUAUGUAAGCAAUGUGGCAAAGCUUUUAACACACGUGCAAACUGUAAGGGUCAUGAAAGAAUUCACACUGGAGAGAAACCAUAUGUUUGUAAGGAAUGUGGGAAAGCUUUUAACAGACGGGGAGUUUGUAAGAGACAUGAAAGAAUUCACACUGGAGAGAAACCAUAUGUUUGUAAGGAAUGUGGGAAAGCUUUUAACAGACGGGGAGGUUGUAAGAGACAUGAAAGAAUUCACACUGGAGAGAAACCAUAUGUAUGUAAGCCAUGUGGAAAAGCUUUUAGCACACGGGGAGAUUGUAAGAUACAUGAAAUCAUUCACACUGGAGAGAAACCAUAUGUAUGUAAGCAAUGUGGGAAAGCUUUUAACAGACGGGGAGUUUGUAAGAGACAUGAAAGAAUUCACACUGGAGAGAAACCAUAUGUUUGUAAGCAAUGUGGCAAAGCUUUUAAAACACGUGCAAACUGUAAGGGUCAUGAAAGAAUUCACACUGGAGAGAAACCCUAUGUAUGUCAGCAAUGUGGAAAAGGAUUCACUAGUUCUGGACAUUGUAAGCAACAUGAAUGCAUUCACACUGGAGAGAAACCAUAUGUAUGUAAGCAAUGUGGGAAAGCUUUUACCAAACAUGGAUAUUGUAAGAAACAUGAAAGAAUUCACACUGGAGAGAAACCAUAUGUAUGUAAGCAAUGUGGGAAAGCUUUUAGCACAUGGGGAAAUUGUAAGAAACAUGAAAUAAUUCACACUGGAGAGAAACCCUAUGUAUGUAAGCAAUGUGGGAAAGCUUUUAGCACAUGGGGAAAUUGUAAGAAACAUGAAAGAAUUCACACUGGAGAGAAACCAUAUGUAUGUAAGCAAUGUGGGAAAGCUUUUAGCACAUGGGGAGGUUGUAAGAAACAUGAAAGAAUUCACACUGGAGACAAACUCUUACGCAUGUAAAUAAUGUGGGAAAGCUUUUAAAAUGCAGUGUAACAUAAGAGACUAGACUAAUAUCACUCUGAACAGUGAAUAAUAGUAUCCUGAGAAGGAGAAAGGUGAGGAAUUGCCUAAAAAUAGAAGGCAGAGGACAUUGUUAAAAGUGUAUCAGGAUUUAAAAUCUACAGUAGUCUUGUUGCUCUAUUUAGUUUGGUUAUAUUUUGUUCUUGUCUGUCUACUCAUAUUAGAUUUGAGGGCACACAGAGAUAACCCAAAAAUAGCAGGUUAUACCAUGGUAACUAUCCUUAAUUUCCUAUUAACUAAAACUGAAACCCUAUAUUACUUACAUUGUCUUCUAUGACUGAUCUUCUUUGAAGCUGGUUUGUUUGAAUGUUAUUUGGCCUUGACUGAUUUUAUUCACUGUGGGUAUGCUUGCUAGUAUCAAGUUCAAGAGAAGAGGCAACUUCUCAGAAGAUGACAAGAUGUAAAAGAUAUCCAUUGGUGGGCUGGGGAUUUAACUCAGUGGCUUAAGCACCUGCCUGGCAUGUGUGAGGUCAUGAGCUGGAUCUCCAGUGAACAAUCAAUCAAUCAAUCAAUAAAUAAAUAAAUAAAAGAUAUCCAUUCCA